Molecule: messenger RNA, 2948 nt
Organism: Dipodomys spectabilis (banner-tailed kangaroo rat)
Lineage: Eukaryota; Metazoa; Chordata; Mammalia; Rodentia; Heteromyidae
Gene: Tent2
Product: terminal nucleotidyltransferase 2
Exons: 15
Coding region: 289-1728 (479 amino acids)
Cellular component (GO): cytosol
Molecular function (GO): poly(A) RNA polymerase activity
Source: RefSeq, a predicted model, not a curated record
CCAACCUUGCGCGCCCUCGCCGACCCUCCCUUUCUCGUGUCGCUCCUCCCCUGCCAGCCGCGCUCGGGCUGGACUGCGCCUGCCGCCGCUGGAGCUGGGCCUGGCCGUCCCGCGGCGGUGCCACCUCUUCCGCUUUGGGCUCCCAACGCCUGGCCGGGGCCGAGCCGUGGGCCGCGGGGGUCCUCGGGCCUGGGGGCUCCCCGGUGGGCGGCGCCGACGGGGUGCGCUCGGUCCUUCUCCGCGGACAACUUGUAGAAGAAUACAUGUUCACUUUCAGUAGACAAGAGCAUGUUCCCAAACUCAAUUUUGGGUCGUCCACCCUUUACUCCAAACCAUCAACAGCAUAACUUCUUUGCCCUGUCACCAACUCUUUAUUCACCUCAGCAGCUUAUAGAUGCACAAUUCAACUUUCAAAAUGCAGAUUUGUCUAGAGCUGUGUCCUUACAGCAGCUGACAUAUGGAAGUAUCAGUCCAAUACAGACCUCAGCGUCUCCAUUAUUUCGAGGAAGGAAGAGAUUAAGCGAUGAAAAAGGCCUUCCUCUUGAUGGUAAACGGCAACGUUUCCAUUCACCUCACCAAGAACCAGCCAUAGUUAACCAUAUAGUGCCUUUGUCAGCUGAACGAAGAUUCUCAAUGCCGCCAUUGUUUCAUACACACUAUGUUCCAGAUAUAGUCAGAUGUGUUCCACCUUUUCGAGAAAUACCACUUUUAGAACCUAGAGAAAUCCCUCUGCCUGAGGCUAAAGAUAAGUUGAGUCAGCAGAUAUUGGAGUUAUUUGAAACAUGUCAGCAGCAAGUAAGUGACUUAAAGAAGAAAGAACUCUGUCGAGCGCAGCUGCAGAGAGAAAUUCAACUCUUAUUUCCACAAAGCAGACUGUUUUUGGUGGGGUCAUCUUUAAAUGGAUUUGGUGCCCGGAGCAGUGAUGGUGAUUUAUGCCUAGUGGUUAAAGAAGAACCUGUAAAUCAGAAGACUGAAGCACGACAUAUACUUACCUUAGUCCAUAAGCACUUCUGUACUAGACUUUGUGGCUAUAUUGAGAGACCUCAACUAAUAAGAGCAAAAGUGCCAAUUGUGAAGUUCAGGGAUAAAGUCAGUUGUAUGGAAUUUGACUUGAAUGUAAACAACAUUGUUGGAAUAAGAAACACAUUCCUUCUCCGGGCUUAUGCAUACCUUGAAAAUCGAGUUCGUCCGUUAGUGCUGGUAAUUAAGAAAUGGGCAAGUCACCAUGAUAUUAAUGAUGCCAGUCGUGGUACUUUAAACAGCUAUAGUCUCGUGUUGAUGGUUUUACAUUAUUUACAAACCCUACCUGAACCCAUCCUUCCAUCCCUACAAAAAAUUUACCCAGAAUCUUUUAGUCCUGCUAUUCAGCUGCACCUUGUACAUCAAGCUCCAUGUAAUGUUCCUCCUUACCUCUCAAAGAAUGAAUCAAGUCUUGGGGACCUCUUACUGGGCUUUCUUAAAUAUUAUGCUAUAGAGUUUGAUUGGAAUACUCAAAUGAUUUCAGUUCGUGAAGCCAAAGCCAUUCCAAGGCCUGAUGGUAUUGAAUGGAGAAAUAAAUACAUCUGUGUGGAAGAACCUUUUGAUGGAACAAAUACAGCCAGAGCUGUGCAUGAAAAGCAGAAAUUUGACAUGAUCAAGGAUCAAUUUUUAAAGUCAUGGCACAAAUUGAAAAACAAAAGAGAUUUGAACAGUAUACUACCUUUAAGAGCUGCUAUCCUGAAAAGAUAACUCACCUCUAUUAAAUUCGUCAAGAAAUAAAGAACAAUAGUUAAUUCAUAAUGUAUAUUGUUUACCUCCAUCAUGUUUUUUUUUAAAUUGUUCUUGUUUCCAUGUUUCAUUUUUAUAAGGACAUACAUAAAGAUUGCAUAUUUUAUUAUGAUGUUUCCUAAUAAAAUUCUUUGAUUUAAAAAUGUAUUUUUGAAAAUGUUUACAUUGAUAACUAGUAAUAUUAUUACAUGAAUUUUCAGACAAUUAGAUAAAAUAUAUUUUGGGAAAUUACCUGAACAAAUGAAAGGUUUUGAUAUUACUUCAAUUAUUUGUAAAAGUUGUGUGACAUUUUGAAAAGGUUCUGAUUUAUACAUACUUAUUACUGUAUGACCUACAAUAGGUUGUUGUCUAUGUUGUUUUAGUAAAGUGAUGAUUCAAGUCGGUUAUUCAAUUACUUGAAGUAAAAUGAAAUCUUUUAUUUCAGUGAAAUCACUGGAGUCAUGAAAUACUGGACAGUUACCUUAAGUCUUCAUUUGACUCCUUGGACAGACUGAGGCUUUUAAGUGUGCCUGUACUAGCAUUUCAUCAGUAUUUUUCCAUGCUUUUGAUGGAUUCUUCCGAUUGCUUUACAUUUUAUGUUGAAACAACAAUAAGUACAUUUUCCACUUUUAAUGUGACCACUGACACAGCAGUUAGUAACUUGAUACUGGAUUAUUUUAAAGACAAGACAUUUGGAAAAGAUGAAGUCUCCUGUGCUCUGUGAUAAUAUAGUACAGCGUGCACUUUUUCUGUUUCCCUGCUUUUUCCCCCCUGUGACAAGAAGAAACAGAAACUGAAACAUCAAAGUUAAGAUCAUUUCCUGUUUGUAGAAUCAGAUUUUUUUUCUGUGUACAUUUACAGUAUUGGAAUUUAGUAUAUCUUUUUACACAAAGUAGAGGCUGCUGAAAAAGCUACAGUGUUUAUUGAAGUUUUUUUUUGAUUUUUGUAAAUAUUUGUGAAUUGUUACAUGUAAAUUUAAAUAUAAAAACUAAUCUCGAAAACAGUUUUAACUUUUUCAAAAGAACCGCUAACAACUUCUUUUAGACCUACUGUAGUACAAUUUGUACCUCAUGUAUUUUUUUUUUGCAGACCAAUUCAAAAGUUAAGCUAAAAAUUUUCUUUGACUUACAAAAGGUGCAUAUUUUCAUUUUAAGUUUCAUUUUUUGUAUGAUGUCAAAUAAAGUUUGUACAUAGAAAUAUGA